GUAUGUUCAUCAACAGUGUCCUGUGUUUGCUGACACCACUAGUUGCUAGAUGGAACUUUGACGCCCUGAUUGUGCUGCGUGUACUGCAGGGACUUUCCCAGGCCUUUACAUAUCCAGGAUUCAGUGCUCUGAUGGGAAAGUGGGCACCCAAGAAGGACUUGGGUCUCAUUGCCGCCAUAGCAACAUCAGGAUCGUCUUUCGGUGUCAUUCUCGUCUUCACCGCUGGUAGUGCACUGGUGACGCAUGGGUUUGGUCAUCGAUCUUACCUACACUAUUCCGGGGACAACUGGCCGUCCAUCUUCUAUGUCUUUGGUGCCGGGUCUCUGCUUGCCACUAUCCUAUGGUUUACGUUGUGUUAUGAAAGUCCUGCUGUGCAUCCCUACAUAACAAUGGAAGAGAGAGUCAUGAUUGAAACCGACAUUGCCGCCUCAGACAGCAAACAUCUUACGGAAUUCACCUUCCUGGAUGUGUUCCCCCUGACUGCAUUCCUGCCAGCCAGUAUUCGCCGUCGCACCGCCGUGCCAUGGAGAUCCAUCCUGCUCUCCAUACCAAUGUGGGGUAUUACGUUGAUAAUAGGCGCCGGAGACUUUGGCCAAUUCACAUUGAUGACCUGUGUUCCAACCUACUAUCAUGAAGUUUAUAAGUUUGACGUUCUGGAUAGUGGACUGUACACGGCUCUGCCACCAAUGAGUGGUUUCUGUAUUGGUGUUCUCUCUGGCAUAGUCGUCACGUUCCCCUGCUGGUACCGGAACAUUUCCACAAUAGCUACGCGACGAAUAUUCACAUGCUUGAGUCACAUGGGCAUGGCAGGAUUCCUGCUGGCCGCAGCCUACAGCAAGAGCAAGUCCCUAGCCGUUGCCAUGGUGACGGCCUCGUCGGCGUGCGGGUCAUUCAUCACCAACGGCGCCGUCCUCAACAUGAUCGACCUGUCGCCCAGGUUUGCCGGCGUGCUCGUAGCUUGGACAAACUCGUUCGGAGCCGUCGGUGGCAUUGUAGGACCGUAUAUUGCCGAUGUGUUAACUCCAAACAAGACGGCAGCAGAAUGGCGUGAAGUGUUCUUCAUAACGUCAGGUCUCCUCUUCGCUGCCGCAGUAGUCUACGUGAUUGCAGCAUCGGUUAAACGUCAGCCUUGGUCCGAAGGAGAGAUAUUCCCUGGCGGUUCAGACGGUGCAGGCAAGAAAUCUCCUGGUGCUGCUGUUGUCAAAGAGCGAGGCGUGAAGACGGACACGAAAACUGACUGAUAAAUGGAUGUGAGCGUGGUGACAUGUGAACGUGUGUAUGUGUGUGCGUCUGUGUAUGUAUGUGUGUAUGUGUGUUCGUGUGCGCAUGUGUUUGUGUGUGUGUGUACGUGUGAACGUGUGUGUGUGUGUGCAUACGCUUUCACAUUUACGCAGACACGUGUGAGUGCACGCGCACGCACGCACGUGAUAGCACGUGUUGCUUGUGAGCUACAGGUGUGUUGGCCCUGACAUGAUAACAGUCAUAAUGAUCUCACACGUAAACACAUGGCUUUUCAACAGACAAGACUACAGUUUGAGCAAAUGCAUGCAGCGACUUUCACGAUACUGCAACACGCAACUCCUCAAGACAACUACUUUAAUCUAACGUAUACCUUUGCCAGUACAAGUUGUAGUGAAGAUUUCGCCUGUUGGAGUAUUGCACUUGUGCCUAGGUUUGCAUAUCACUACCGGUAACUUGCCUGUAAUAAUUAUCAGUAAUCUGACGGGAUUGCUCUGAAAAGGUUCUAGAAGUAAUACUGUAUAAGCAGAAAUAUUCGUCUGGAAUUUAA
Sycon ciliatum is the source of this 1789-nucleotide messenger RNA. Its product is annotated as sialin-like. Gene Ontology annotation, molecular function: transmembrane transporter activity. Gene Ontology annotation, cellular component: membrane. The record is from RefSeq and is a predicted model, not a curated record. Gene Ontology annotation, biological process: transmembrane transport; monoatomic anion transport. NCBI's taxonomy places the organism in Eukaryota, Metazoa, Porifera, Calcarea, Leucosolenida, Sycettidae.